AUGGAUAUUUAGCAAUUUGAAAAAGAACUCGUAACCAAAUUACAAUUCAAAGCCUCGUCAAGAGUAGGUGUAGAGACAGUCUUACUUAAAAUAUUCAAAUUCUUUGAUCUGACCAAUUAAGGAUUUCUAAAAAAAUAAGAUUUUCUUAAAGCUAUUGCUAAAUCUGGAGUAACCAUAACAGAAUAAGAAUUUGCCGAAAAAUUAUGGAGCCACUAUUCUGAUGGCGUGUAACUCAAUUACAAGGAUUUCAUCAAUAGAGUCGUUAUAAAAGACAGUUAUUAAGAAGAUUUCUCAGAAUCAAGGAUCAUAGCCUCCCCAUUAGAAUCCCUAAGAGCUAAGAUCCAACUGAAGGGAGCUUUGGGCUUGUUAAACUUAGCCAUAAGCUUGCCAAAUUAGUUUAACUGUCAACAAUUAUAGGACUAUUUAAGAAGAUAAGAUAUAGACAUCGAAGGGUUACAUUAAUUAUUUAAUGGAGAAUUCAUGAGUCAAGCUAAUCUGAUUGGUUUAAUAAAAGGACAGCUAUUAAAUUAGUUUCGAUAAGCAUUGAUCACAAAUGUAUUUUAUUCAUUUGAAGCACGUGAACUAACUCCACAGUUUUUGAUAAAUAGAUAUUCAGCUGACAAGCAUCCUGACAUCAAGUUUUUGAGAAGAGACUAAAAUGAAAUCAAAGAAGAAUUUGUUACAGGACUAAGUCUUUAUCUAUAAAUCAGAGCAAUAAAAGUAUUGAACCUAUAGGAUUGGCUUGACUUUUACUCUUAUUUUGGAUUCAACAUUCAAAACGAUGAGAUCUUCAGAAAUAUAGUAGUUCAAGUGUGGAAUCUAGAUAAUUUGAACUAACAAUAGGCUUCUCCUUCUUAAAGUGUAAAACAAAAGUCUUAUUAAUAAUAAUUGUAAUAAUCUCCUGGAUCUCAGAAGCAAGUCAUUUAAUAACUUAACUUUUCUCCAGAAAACAAGUCAACUAAAUCCUAUUAAUAAUAUUAAUAAUCUCAAAUACAAAGAACUCCAAUAUAAUAACAUUAAUAAGAACCUGAACAACAAAGACCUUCAGUACCCAGGUCUGUAAAAUCUCAUCAAUCAGAAAAAUCGCAUCAAUCUUAAUAGUCAUAGUUGUCUGCUACUUCAAAAUAGGUUGAGUUAAUAGUACAAAGGAUUAGAAAUAGAUUAGUAUCAAGAGGAGCUCGAGGAUUUAUUUCCUUGUAUAGAGUGGCAAAGAUUUUGGACGCUGAUUAAGAUGGAAUGCUCAAUUUAUCAGAAUUCAGAAGAGCUAUCAGAGAUCAUAAAAUAGAAGUUACAGAUCCAGAGAUAGAUUUAGUAUUCUAAUAUUUUGACAGAGAUGUUUCAGGAUUAAUUGAUAUAUGGGGGUUCAUGUUUGUGUUGAGAGGUGAGAUGAGUGAAUAGAGAAUCUAAUUAGUGGAAUCAUUAUUUGAAAAAUACAGGCAAGGAGACUACGUAACUAUUUCGAAUCUAAGGAAUAAUUUCACUGUUAGAAAUCAUCCAGAUUUAAAAAGCGGAAAAAAGAGUGAUGAUGAAAUCAUUUAGGAUUUCUUUGAACCUUUACAAUAAUUGCAUAAUAUCAAUGGAGGUUUUGGAAAUGAAAAUAUUAGUAAGGAUGAACUCAUAGAAUAUUUUAGCAAUUUCAGUGCUUCUGUCCCUGAUGAUAAAUAUUUUGAAUAAAUUCUUGUUACUGUAUUCAGAAUAUAAGCUGAAUAACAAAAAACACAUCAUGCUGGCAAUAAAUAAGUCUUUGAACCAGAUCAUAAGCGAAGUUACCUACAAGAUCAUCAUCGAUAUGUUGUUCAGGGUGGAAGUGUAUCUGCCAAUGCUCCUUUUGGCACAUUUACCCAAUAAGAACAAGUUUAAUAGUAAAGACCUGCUUCAGGAUUUGAAUAACCAGCUUCUUUCAACAUCUUCAAGCCACUUUAAGAUAAUCCUUCAAAAUCUAAUGUCUAAUUAGCUAAUUCUUAAUUGUCGCAAUAAUCACAAUAAAAUUAAUAAUAAUAAUUUCAUUAUUAAAUUGAUUAGACUCCUAAGUAGUAGAAAUAAAAAAUUGAUAGUUUUUAGAUUUUGAAAAACAAGAUUUUGUAAAGAGGAAUAAGAGGAUUGAUUAAUAUUUAACAAAGAUUUAGAGUGUUUGAUAAGUAAGGAGUGGGAUCCUUAGCCUUGAAUGAUUGGUUAAACAGCUUUAAGUCUUGGAGAUUGGACUUGAAUGACUAGGUAAUUUAGGACGUGUUCCAUUAACAGUAAGUCAAUGGGAUGAUUAUUUAUGACAAUUUUGUUAAAUAACUCUAAGGUACUAUGAGUCUUAGGAAAUUCAACAUUCUAUAAUAGGUAUUUGAAUCUUUACCUAAAUAAAACGUUGAGAUUGUGAAAAGUUCUUUUAAUUCCAAGGAGCAUCCAGAUGUUAAAUUAAAUAGAAGAAGGGAAGAUGAUGUUCUUUGUGAAUUUAUUGAUACAUUCGAAUAGCAUCAUUAAAUAUAUACUGGAACAGACUAUUUGAAAAAUCCAAAUGUCACAUUUGAAGAAUUUAUCAAUUAUUAUAAUAACUUGAGUGUUUUAAUAGAAGAUGAUACUUAAUUUGAAUAAUUCUUAGGAGCAGUCUGGAAUCUUAGAAAAAGAUUAUGAAACAUUAACAUAUAUAUAUUUUAUUAUAAAAUACUACUACAAUAUAAA
Messenger RNA from Paramecium tetraurelia, 2670 nucleotides. RefSeq lists its product as uncharacterized. Gene Ontology annotation, molecular function: calcium ion binding. The transcript is spliced from 4 exons. Lineage: Eukaryota; Ciliophora; Oligohymenophorea; Peniculida; Parameciidae. The record is from RefSeq and is a predicted model, not a curated record.